This is a messenger RNA of Exophiala oligosperma, 798 nucleotides long. RefSeq lists its product as uncharacterized. The transcript has a single exon. The record is from RefSeq and is a predicted model, not a curated record. NCBI's taxonomy places the organism in Eukaryota, Fungi, Ascomycota, Eurotiomycetes, Chaetothyriales, Herpotrichiellaceae. Bases 1 to 798 code for a protein of 265 amino acids.
AUGGGCGAACAGAAACUCACGUCGCUAAUCGAUAGUUCGACCCUGAACUUGAACGAUGUUGGCUCUACACAGCAGGACGAUGUCUUUCUGUGCACACAAUUACAGUACCUAAGCUCAAGACACGGUCGACAAUUAGAAAGGACUCACAGAAAUAUUCGCACCGCGGUCGAGUAUCUGAAAGGCAAGAGAGCAGCACGAAAAUUCGUGAAGGCAUGUUGGCAGAGGGCAUUGGCCAUCUCCCCGCAAGCUUUCAUGUUCCUGAGUGGAUCAUUCACCCAUCACCACCUUCUGAGGAGAGGACAAUACGCCUGUCAACAACUGAUCGAUCUCCUGAAGCGAAAUCAGAGCAUGAUUGAUCAGCACUCAAAGUUAUCAUCUCUCAGUGCACAGUUUCUGAAUGACCUCAAACAGCUAGCUCAGGCUGACAUUUCCGAAAAUCCAAAAUCCUCCCGCAGUUUACGUCGACCAGCACCCCAAACAGAGAAGGCCACAAGGGCUCAAGAAGAGCUGUUGGUGCCAUACAAGCCACCUACACAUGAUGAUGAGCCUGCUGUUUCACCAUGGCUGGACUACUUCCGCAAGGAGCCAGCAUUUCUGAUACAUCUGGACCUUGCUUUUGACCACUCGAAGCUGGGACUGCUGACCUCGGCCACGGAAGACCUGCAUACUUUAUGGAGAACACACACAACAGGUCUACCGACGAUCGUGCCGGCAGCGGCAUGCUGGCGGGGAGAGCCUCCAACAUUUGAACAGCUCUGGGUCGAAACGUCGAAGAUCAAAGUAAACGGAGUGUUUUGA